AUGUCGCACAGCAAGCGAAAUACGACGCGCCCUGUCUUCACGUCGCACGAGCGCAGCCUCGCCAAGGCCAACUGGGCGUCCAAGUCGGCGCGCCUGCACCGCGACUCGUUUCUGCCUUUUGGCUCGUGCAGCCUGUGCCUGGAGCUGGCGCGGGACCCGGUGUCGUGCCUCCGGGGCGACGUCUUCUGCCGCGAGUGCGCGCUCGCCAACAUGCUCGCGCAGAAGAAGGACAUGAAGCGCGCGGACAAGGCUCGUCGGCAGGCGGAGCUCGAGACGGCCCGGACGCGCGCCGCCCACGACGACGAGGACCAGCGCCGCGCCGUCCGCGACUUUGAGCUCACCCAGGCGGGCUUCGCUACCGGCACCGCCGCGGCUGCCGCAAAAUCGGAUGAGAAGAGCGCGGCGAUCAAAAGCGAUGCGCUGCAAAUUACAGACAAGAAGCGAAAAUUCGAGCUCGACGCAGACGAGCUGCAACGGAUAGCGCAACAGGACAGAACGAGAGCGAGAAGGGCGAUUGAGGACGAAAAGGCCAGCAAAUCCUCGUUGCCGUCCUUCUGGACACCCUCCCUCACGCCCGACGCCACCAAAGACGCCAAACUUCUCGAAGCCUCCAAGAAGCCCAAGCCCGUCGCCGUGUGCCCCGCGUCCGCCAGCGACAGCCCUCACGAGCUCACCCUGCCGAGCCUCAUCACGAUCCACUUUGACGUGCAACAAGCCGACACCUCGUCGUCCUCCUCCACCCCGGACACGCGCAUCUGCCCGUCGUGCCGCAAGACGCUGACCAACGCGUCCAGCCCGGCCAUGGCCGUCGCGUGCGGGCACGUGCUGUGCCUGAGCUGCAUCAAGCAGUUCGUGGCGCCGGCGACAAGAACCACCACUGCCAAAGACCGACAGGACGAUGCCCCCGCCGCGACGUGCUUUGUCUGCGACACGCCGCUGGCCGACGUGGGCCGCGCGCCGAACCUGCCGACGGGCAUGAUUGCGUUGAAAUCCGAAGGCACGGGGUUUUCGGCGCGCGGCGGCAACACCGUGGAGCGCACGAAUGUAGCUUUCCAAUGCUAG
Molecule: messenger RNA, 1062 nt
Organism: Akanthomyces muscarius
Lineage: Eukaryota; Fungi; Ascomycota; Sordariomycetes; Hypocreales; Cordycipitaceae
Exons: 3
Coding region: 1-1062 (353 amino acids)
Cellular component (GO): nucleus
Molecular function (GO): ubiquitin protein ligase activity
Source: RefSeq, a predicted model, not a curated record